AUGGAGUUUUGUGAAUCUGCGUUAUGCACCUCCUUCCUCUUUUAUCGCCGACUCCAGCGGUUCAAGGCGAAGUUUCCCAUCCAUUCGAGGCGUUCCGGUAUUACCAACGCCCUUUUCGUCAAUUUGCCGACAGGUCCUGACGUUGCGUUGGUAGAACCGACAUAUCGAGCACUUCGGCAGCGAGAAAAAGACAUCAAAAAUCGAGGAGGCCCCAUAGUGCACGAAGAUUUUGUCCAACGAAAUGCUGCUUUUGAAGUCGAUGCAUAG
Hydatigera taeniaeformis is the source of this 267-nucleotide messenger RNA. Lineage: Eukaryota; Metazoa; Platyhelminthes; Cestoda; Cyclophyllidea; Taeniidae. The record is from the annotation of a GenBank genome assembly.